This is a messenger RNA of Glycine soja, 1550 nucleotides long. Its product is annotated as ubiquitin thioesterase otubain-like. Gene Ontology annotation, cellular component: nucleus. Bases 271 to 1176 code for a protein of 301 amino acids. Gene Ontology annotation, biological process: protein K48-linked deubiquitination. The record is from RefSeq and is a predicted model, not a curated record. The transcript is spliced from 10 exons. NCBI's taxonomy places the organism in Eukaryota, Viridiplantae, Streptophyta, Magnoliopsida, Fabales, Fabaceae. Gene Ontology annotation, molecular function: cysteine-type deubiquitinase activity; ubiquitin binding.
GCCGUGCACUAUAAAACGCUAACGCUUAUGCGUUUCGCAUCUGUUGGGAAUUUAGGGAUUUGCUUUUACUGAUCUCAGUCUUCCACCUCACUGUCCUAGAUUGUGGGGUUUCUCUUUUCAGUUCUCAUCGCCAUAGUUGCUGCUCCGAAAAGGGUUUUCCUAACACCGCCCAUGCAAUCAAUUUCCGGGUUGUACAAUUCGUGAAUAGGUUGUUGCUUGUUCUGAAAAGUAGUGGAUAGUAAAAAAUAUUGAACUUUUUUUGAGAGAAAAAUGCAGAGUAAAGAAGCUGUUGUGGAAGAUGGGGAAAUAAAGAGUGUGACUGCUGUAGGGUCUGAAAUUGAUGGGUGGACCAAUUUUGGGGACGAUGACAUAAUGCAGCAGCAGUAUACAAUUCAGUCUGAAGAGGCUAAGAAAGUUCCAUUUGUGGGCGACAAGGAACCACUGAGUAGCUUAGCUGCUGAAUAUAAAUCAGGCAGUCCUAUCUUGCUGGAGAAAAUAAAGGUGCUUGAUGAGCAAUACGCUGCCAUUCGUCGUACUCGAGGAGAUGGAAACUGCUUCUUUCGAAGCUUUAUGUUUUCAUAUCUUGAGCAUGUUAUGAAAUGUCAAGACCAAGCAGAAGUUGAUCGUAUCCAAGCCAAUGUUGAAAAAAGUAGAAAAGCACUGCAGACCUUGGGUUAUGCAGACUUGACUUUUGAAGAUUUUUUUGCGUUAUUCCUUGAGCAGCUGGAAUCUGUUAUUCAAGGGAAAGAGACUUCCAUAAGUCAUGAAGAGCUUGUUCUUAGAAGCCGAGAUCAGUCAGUAUCUGAUUAUGUCGUUAUGUUCUUCAGAUUUGUUACCUCUGCCGCAAUACAAAAGCGCACAGAAUUUUUUGAACCAUUCAUACUAGGCUUAACUAAUACAACGGUCGAGCAGUUUUGCAAAUCAUCUGUUGAACCAAUGGGUGAAGAGAGCGACCAUGUGCACAUUACUGCCCUUUCAGAUGCAUUGGGCAUUCCAGUCCGUGUUGUGUACCUUGACCGCAGCUCAAGUGAUACUGGUGGUGUCAGUGUAAAUCAUCAUGAUUUCAUGCCAGUGGCUGGUGAUCUCCCAAAUGCUAGUUGCAGCUCUGAAAAGAACAUUCCUUUCAUCACACUACUAUAUCGUCCUGGUCACUAUGACAUCCUCUAUCCAAAAUGAUGACUUUUUUGGGGAAAAGACCCUUUCUUUGUUACUUUUUUGGUGGUGGUGUGGAGCCGCAACAGCUCUGCACUCAGCCCGGUUGCUAUAGGACAUGUGUGGUCUGUACCUUGUUAAUGUUGAAUGGUCAAUUUUCUUGAACGUUACCUGUUUAGAAGAGAUUGAUCAACAAAGUACGUCAACAUUAACACGCUAACAAUUUAAAACCCAGCUUGAUGUUUGCUGCUUUACAUGUUAUCCAUGAUUUCAUUGUUCUCAAUAUCUCUCCAUGGGGGUUUAGUGAUUAGUGUAAUAGCAUGGCUCCUUGUAGCUUCUGUAGAAUGAAGCACGUGCAUUAUCUCAAUGGCAAUGGCAAUGGCAGUUUCUGUUUUGCA